Messenger RNA from Gorilla gorilla gorilla (western lowland gorilla), 4887 nucleotides. RefSeq names its product coiled-coil domain containing 190 (gene CCDC190). The record is from RefSeq and is a predicted model, not a curated record. The transcript is spliced from 4 exons. NCBI's taxonomy places the organism in Eukaryota, Metazoa, Chordata, Mammalia, Primates, Hominidae. Bases 145 to 1086 code for a protein of 313 amino acids.
GUAUUUAACAUUCUCCUCGCAGCCCUCUCCAACGGUCUCCCUCUAUCCUUUCUCCAAACACCAGACUCCUAAGUUUACUGAAGAAAAAUAAGCUCAUUAAUCAAGACUCAGUCUGACAUAGCAAAAGAAACAAGACAUAGUCUCAUGGUGAAAACUCUGGAUUUGGAGACCAUAAAGAAGAUGGAGAGGCACAUGGUCAGGGGACAAUUGUAUAAGCAUUUUGAUUUGGAGAGGAAGAAUGCCAAGCAGGCUGAAGCCAGACUGGACCGAAGGCUGCAGAGACUAAAGGAUAUUUGCCUCUACCAUGUGAAAUUGCUGACCUGGGAGCAGAGGCAGCUCCAAAAAGAACUGCAGAGGUUGCAGCAAGAAACCAUGAAGAAAAAGUUCUCCUCUUAUUUGGGGAAUGGAUUUCAGAAGAGACCAGAAGAUGUUCUCAUGUUCUCACCACAGGGAAGGCAGAAGCACAGAGCCCCACAGGCUAAGAAAAUGAGAGCAUUGGCAACCCGUAUGGCCCAAGACACAUGCAAAAGCAAGUCCCAGGUGCCUCCUUCACAUGAUGCUGGCCUCAAAGACCCCAUGAAGGGCAAAAAGCAGCCACUCUCUCAAAAUAACAGGACUGCCUGCUUCAUAAAAGAGCAACCACAAGCCCAAGAGAAAGAUUCUGUGAAUCCAUCUAAGGACGUAGACUCCAGCAAGGGCAUCUCUGUUCCAUGCCAAAAUCAAGAGGUUUCCACCAACACCAUAGAACAAGGUCCUAGUUCCAGCCCAGCUAGUGAUAGUGGAAUGGCACGUGCUGAUGAGACCAGAUCAAAAGAUGUUGCUCUAAAGCCAGAUGGGAACACUGGAAAACAAAUUCCCCCAAAACACAUGGAAUGUGCAGGAAGCUUUGAAGGCGAGUUCACAAAGCCAACCUUCUUAGAGUUGCUUUCAAAGGCCAGAAAUGCCCAUUAUCUCCGGCACAGGGUCCCCCCUGAGUCUGAGAGGUUGCUUAGCAUUGGAGAGAUAUUUGGGCAUGGGGAAUCCUCAUCAUCCAGGGCACGAAAGGAGUGUGAAAACAGGGUGCCUUCUAAGUUUCUUCCUCUCUAACCGUUUAACAUAGCCUGACAAUAACAUAUGCCGUUAUUGCUAAGGAAAUGUGUUCCUCAAAUGACUAUAUUAAGCAAUACAGAGAAAAACAAACAAACAUAAUUGAAUUACUAUUUUAUUUUAAACUCCCUAUUAUUUUCCGGGAAUAUAAUAUUUCUUGAAUGAACAAUGCUAAUAUAUGAAAAAGGAGAGGAGGAAUGAAUCUUCUGAAAAUAUUUUAAGUGAUAUGUUUAUGACGUCAUCAAAAAUAUGAAUAUAUAUUGAUGACUGGACUUGGGAAAACAGUAAGAGUCUUGCUUUCAGGGACUUCCUGUUUCCUCUAGGAGAUUCUCAUGGUGCCACCUGCUGGCAAAACGGCAUAGCUAGUCUCUCUGUUUUAGUUUGAUAUAUAGUAGUGGUAGGAAUAGGAAUGUGAUUGUAAAUAUGUACUGUAACAUGGUCUAUAAAGAAAAUCUGCUCUUUAACCACACCCACGUGCUCUCUUUGGAAGCCCUUUCCUUCUUUCCUUUAUUUACAGAUAGCUCCAUUUUAGUUUUCACCUUCCCACUUUCAACCUGCUCAUAUCAAAUUUUUUGAAUCCUAUUGAAAGAAUAAUGGACAAUCUUUUCCCUCUCGUAUCUUCUAGAAUCAAAGGAUUUAAAAAACUUUUAAUCAUCUCCCAACAUGCUGUCAAAUGCAUAGCAGACUCUAUCAAAAUGAUUUCACUGUAAAAUGAGAGGUACUAACAUUGUUAACAAGCCCUUGUUUCAAGUAGGCCUCUAUGCCUUGGGCUACACUGUAAAAGAAUCGAUUAGAUUUUGUUUCCCAUCCAACAGAUCCAAAUAUCACUCUAAAAAUAAGUAGUAUCAUAAGUCAUUAGAAAAUAAUAGCUUUUUGUUAAUGCAUUUUAAACUUACUGUCUACCUAAUAAAGUGUAGAAUAAAAUCAUCACCACUUUUUAUCUAUACUGACUCUAUCAGGAAAACCAUCUUGCCCCGUAGGUCUCAAAGAAGUCAUGCCUCUAUGGUGGGUAAAUUCAAAUCUUCAGCCCAAUAACAAACUUUAAUUCCAGAAGAAUAAACUUGAGGGCCUAUUUCAUAUCUGGCAUCAAUAGUUGAUGUAACCCAGCCUGGGAUAUUUUGAUGAAACAAGAUUAUUUAGCUCAGAAAUGAUAAAGGACCCCAACCUACUAAUAUUACAAAGGGCCUGAAAUGAAGAUUAAUUCAUAUUUAAUUUAGAGUUCAUUAAAUAUAAAUUUGAAGUAUAUUUAAUUUGAAAACAUUUCAUUUAAUUCAGAUUUAGAAUUCCUUGUGUUUAAAAAUAGUAAUUCCUAAUAGCUCCUAUUUUUCAGUACCUCCCCCUAUCCUGACACAUUCCACACAGCAUGCCAACUAAUCCUCAAAACAAUGCUGCAAAAUAGUUUUCUUUGCAAAAUAGUUUUCUUAAUCCCCAUUUUACAGAUAAGGAAAUUGAGGGAAGAGUGGUGGCAACUUGCUAAUAGAUGGCAGACUAGCAUUUGAUCUCUCUUCUACACAAUUUCCUUGCUCAUGCUCUUUCAUUACACCACACUACCACCUAUCUGAAGACAAAAACUUAGAUCACACAUGUGAGAGUCAGUUUCAUCAGCCCAGCCUCUGGCCUUCAAUGGGGAGACAAUACUUUAUAGUGAAAGGAACACAAGAAAUCUGCUUCCUCCAACAUUUUCUUCCAUGAAGCAAAGCAACAGAGGAAGGCAGGCCAGAGGUGACAGAACUGAUUGAUUCACGAAAACUUAAUUUAUUUGCACCAGCCAUGCCUGGGCCAACAGGAAUAGGCAUACAACAAUUAGAGAACCCCUUUGUAAACUGCGCAAGCUCUUUCCUAAAAGUUCUUUCUUCUUGUCUUCUACGCAAGGCUUGCCUAUCGUCAUCACAAUUCUCCCUCAAGGCUGAGUCCUGAGUGAAUGGUUUGUCACUGCUAAGUGGGUCUUUUCACUGUACUAGCUCUCACAGCGGGAAGGGGCCAUCACAAGGCAGGAGGGAGCCAACUUCAGCCCAGGCCUCUGUUCCAGGUCCACCUCAAUCCUGCCAUCUACAGAAGUGAACAUUCUGCAUGUUCCUCCUUGCUGUCUUGCUUGUGUCUUCAUAUACAUCUGACAGACCCAGAUCUGUCUGCACUUCUAAAAUCAAUAUUUUAGUACAUCCUGUUUUAAAUAGUAUUCCAUGCAUCGCCAAAAAAUUAUACAUUUAAAAAUCUUCUAACCACCUAGAUUUUAUCUUCUUAUCAUUUAGUCUAAUACAUUUGCCUUCUUCGAUACAAUGGAUGUAAUACUCUGAUUAGUACAACUUAACUCAAUCAAAGAGAACGCUGCUGCAUGGAAUCUUUCUUGUGUAACUCAUCAAAUUCUAAAGAACAGUUUAAAUCCUUAAUCCUCACGUGGCACACGGUGCUCUAGGAUGGCUUGCUCUCGACCAGUCCAUGGCCACUUUACUUAUACCAGUGGUUCUCAGCUAGGAGCAAAUGUGCCCCCUGCCCCCAGAAAACAUCUAGCACUGUCCAGAGAUAUUUCUGGUUGUCAUAAUUGAGGUGAGGGGGCUGCCACUGGAGUCUAGUAGGUAGGGACCAUAAAUUCUAUAAUACAUGGCGCAGCCCUCUAAAACAAAGAAUUAACAAGCCCGAAACAUCAAUAGCGCCAAGAUUGGAAACUCCACCCUGUGCCAUUACAUUAAAUAUUCACAGAACCUUCUGAGACAGAAAAUCAGGGAGAUACUUGCUGCCAUUUUACAGAUAAAGAAAUUGAGGCUCAUGAUAAGUAAAAUAGCUUUCUGCAUACCAGAAUGUGGAUGAGGAACAAAGACCAGGAUACUCUUUUCCCAUACUCUCCUCUCAAAGAAGAUGGGGAAUGGCAUGUGUCCGAUGGCUCCUGCCCUCGUUUUCAGUUAAGAAAUGCUUUCAACCCUACAAAUACAAAUCUUUAACAUUCAAAUUAGUAACACAUGGUUAAAACGGAUAAUUAAUACUUCAAUUUUGAGGAAAUAUUUUUUAUUACAUUCAUUCAUUCAUUCACUCAUUCAUUCAUUCAUUCAGAGAUGUACUGGGGACAGAUGAUCCCUUCCCCAUUUCCUCCCCCAUGAGGAAGAAGGGGCUUUUGACUUGUUGCCUUAACUCAUUCAAUGGGAAAAGAUUCCAUUUCUCACCUAGAGGCAGAGGCAGCUGGAAACUCCCAGAAGUAGAGGCUCAGUCUCUCACCCAGGGUCCCCAGGUUCUGGAGGCUACUGAAGAGCACCCUGAAGGGUGUCACAAUCCUCAGUGCUGGGGGAAAGUUGGGUAAGUUUUUACCAGGAACACUGGAGGGACCAGCUCCUCUCAGGGUGAAAUGAGCCUUGAAGGAAGGACAGAGGGAAUCACUCUUGGGCAAGUGUUUUGCCCUCACACCAAGAGUACCAGGGAAGCAGAGGGUACCAGUCUAAACAGAUGUCAGCAGCUCUACCUCACCAAUGACAGCCAGAAUAGCAAGCAACCACUGCAAAAAAAAAAAAAAAAAAAAAAAAAAAAAAAAAAAAAAAAAAAAAUGGAGAGGAGCCAGAGGUGUGUGGACCAUUGCGUGAACCAACUCAUUCCCUCACCUCCAUCCACACCUACUGGGUCAGGCAUUCAGGCACUGAAGACAGAAUAAGGGAGAGCGGGCAGCCAGGUCCUCCUUUUCUGCCUGAGGCCACUGCAGUAGAACAGAAGUUCCACGGGUGGAGAAGAAAGACUUUAAACUGGACGAGAACCAUAAAUAAUAAUAACCUAAAUGCAGUUAAAUGAAUAUCUACCAGAAAUAAAACUUUUAAAACAGAA